Pollicipes pollicipes is the source of this 1665-nucleotide messenger RNA. RefSeq names its product serine/threonine-protein kinase H1. Lineage: Eukaryota; Metazoa; Arthropoda; Thecostraca; Pollicipedomorpha; Pollicipedidae. Gene Ontology annotation, biological process: protein phosphorylation. Gene Ontology annotation, molecular function: protein kinase activity; ATP binding. Bases 587 to 1597 code for a protein of 336 amino acids. The record is from RefSeq and is a predicted model, not a curated record. The transcript has 4 exons.
CCGGCAAGUCGAUACGGUCCGAGCGCAGCGCCUUGGAAAUACGACAACACGGCUGGGCCGGGCGCGGCGGCCAGCGCCGGCAGGACGGAGGGACGGCGUCGAGGCGACCGGCUGGCAACAGCCUCCAUCCGCAGCGGCAGCUGUGAGCUGUCGCUCCCAUUGAAGCUCAGCUGGACAGCGGGCGGUGACGACAGCUGGACUGAGGAGAGUGCCAGAGACCUGUGGUCGCCGCACAACUACUGCACGAAGUCUGCGGGACCUUGGAUAUUCUCGAUCGGCGAAAUUUAGCGGUGUGGUGCGUUGGUGUGGUGUGGUGCGUAAUCUGCGGCGAUUCAGCGGUGUUGUGCGUAUUUUGCAAUAGCUAUUUAUUUCAUCAUCACAUGAUAUCAUUUUUGUGUUUUUCCUUGUUAAUGGUUGACAUUGCGAAGUGUAAGUGAUGAGAGCGCAGGGAAAGUAGCAGAACUCAGCGAAACUCACGGUCUGCCAUCCGAAGAGACCUCUGCAGGUGUCGUGAAACUUCGCGUGGAGGCGCGCGCCUUGGCCACGAUCAGCCGGCGACCGCGGCACCUCCGGCUGUCGCCCGACCAUGCGCUCGAAAAACUUCUUCCUGGGCGGUCGGUCCCGUACAUUCAACGUAGGCUCGUCGCGCGCACCGCCGCGGUUCAUCCCCGCGGCGGGGGGCGGAGCGGCACCGCUGCCGCCGGCGCAGCCACCGGAGCCCGGCCGACUCCCGCCGGCACGCAACCUGGUCGAGCGGCUCAAGCAGGAGCGGGCCGGCACGCAGGGGCGCUUCCGCACGCGCUACGACCCGCGUGUGGUGGCCAAGUACGAGGUGAAGGCGCUGGUGGGCCGAGGCACCUACAGCCGCGUGGUGCGGGCGGAGAGCCGCGUCACGCGCCGGCCGGCCGCCAUCAAGAUGAUCGAGGUGGCCGCCGGCCGCGGCGCCGGCCGACAGACGUUCGACUCGGAGCUGCGCAUCCUGCGCAAGCUACGCCACCCGAACGUCAUCCAGCUGAUAGAGGUGUUCGAGUCGCCGGAGAAGCUGUACCUGGUGCUGGAGCUGGCCACCGGUGGUGACCUGUUCGACCGGAUCCAGUCGCGCGGCGUGUUCGGCGAGUGGGACGCGGCGCGCGUGCUGCGCAUGGUGCUGGACGGCGUGCGGUACCUGCACGGUGUGGGGGUCACGCACCGCGACCUAAAACCAGACAACGUGCUCUACUACCACCCCGGCGCCGACUCCAAGGUUCUCAUUACGGACUUCGGGCUGGCGGCCGCCCGGCAAAGGGAAGACGACAUCUACAUGUAUACUCCAUGUGGUACUCCAGAGUACAUUGCGCCCGAGGUGGUUACCAGGCGGCCGUACACAUGCUCCGUGGAUAUGUGGGCAAUCGGAGUCAUGACCUUCAUCAUGCUCAGUGGCACCUUUCCCUUCGAGAACUCAAGUCGUCUUCGACUGUACAAGCUGAUCAUGAGGGCCAAGUUCAGUUUCGAGGGGGAGGCCUGGUCGACCGUCUCCGAGGAAGCUCAGCGUUUCAUCUCAUCGCUUCUCGACCCGAACGCCGUCACACGCCGAACGGCGGCGGGGGCGCUAGCGUGACCCCUGGAUCACCCAGCUGGCCACCGUGCCGGCCGGCCAGGCGGCCUUCAGAAGUCGCGACCGGGCGC